AUGCCUCGUGAGUAUUAUGUGUUGCCGCAGUUCACACCUAUGCUCAAACAGCGCACGAUGAUGGUUGAACAAAUGCUCACAAUGUUCUCUCUUCUAGUCUUGGACGAUCCCACACCAUUCCUUGGAUUUAUUAAAGAGGCUGCGAAUGACAUCGUAAAAUUGGAAAGAGAUAUAGCCAUGGCUUCGUGGCCGGAUAGUGAGAUGAGAGACUAUGCUAAACAAUACAACAGCUAUAGCGUGGACGAACUGAAUAGAAUAUACUCAAAUAUUAAUUGGGAAGAAUACCUUGCCAGGCUGUUGUCUGAAGAUUUAGAAGCAGAAAAAAUCGCUACUAAAAAGGUAGUGUUUUGCACUUGUCAAUAUUUUGAACAAAAUGUUCAAUUGUAG
This is a messenger RNA of Cooperia oncophora, 387 nucleotides long. Lineage: Eukaryota; Metazoa; Nematoda; Chromadorea; Rhabditida; Trichostrongylidae. The record is from the annotation of a GenBank genome assembly.